Messenger RNA from Acipenser ruthenus (sterlet), 7229 nucleotides. RefSeq names its product rho GTPase-activating protein 6-like. The record is from RefSeq and is a predicted model, not a curated record. Bases 16 to 2958 code for a protein of 980 amino acids. NCBI's taxonomy places the organism in Eukaryota, Metazoa, Chordata, Actinopteri, Acipenseriformes, Acipenseridae. Gene Ontology annotation, biological process: signal transduction. The transcript has 13 exons.
AAUACUAUUUCUGACAUGUCUGCUCAAGGGAUACUGAACAGCGUUUUCUCCUGCUCUUCUCCUGCAUCCAAAACGAUCUCCAAAAGAAGAUUGCGCCAGACACGGAGCUUGGAUCCAGCUAUAAUAAGGAACUAUGGGAAUGAUGCAGAAGCAAUUUCAGAUGUGUAUGAAAACACGCGAAUGUCCUGCAUGGGUCUAAGAGAAACAGGCAGCAUCUCAAGCCACUUAACCCCACAGAGUUCAGCCGAAUGCCUUGCAACAUCCAAGGUGGGAUUGCGCUGCAAAUCGCUGAAGUUAAAAAAGCCUCUCUCCUCUUUCUCCAGCCCAUGCACUCCCACAGAAACCUCGCCGUCCUCACAUUUUCACUUUGAUUAUGACAUAAAAGGCGUGAAGAGGAAUACUGCAUGGGAUGUACCAUUCCUGGCAAGAAGUCCUGCUCUUACCCCACCUGGAAGCACCAGUACCAUCUUCUCUCCAAGAAAGUGGCUUCAGAAAAAGUUACAACAGUCAAGCUCACACUCAUACAUCGUAUGGAAGUCAGAGGGUGACUUUACCUGGAACAGCAUGUCAGGGCGAAGCGUGAGACUAAAGCCAGUGCCCAUUCAGAGUCUCUCCGAGCUGGAAAGAGUAAGACUACAGGAGGUGGCAUUCAAUCGUUUGCUGCAGGAGUAUGACCUGGGCUGCCAGAUAACUAUUCCCAGAGAUGGGCAAAAACGCAAGAAAUCAUUGAGGAGGAAGCUUGAUUCCUUAGCCAAAGAGAAAAAAGACAAAGAAUUUGUGCCUCAAGCUUUUGGCAUGCCGCUGUCCCAGGUGAUAACCAAUGACAGGACCCACAAACAAAAACAGGACUCCCAGAAAGAAGAACAGAAAGAAUCCCCCGAUCUGGUGACCUCCAUCUUACAGUUUGGAUUGAAAAGGCAAAACAAAGAACUCUCAAGCAGUAACUCAUCUCUCAGCUCCACAUCAGAAACGCCUAACGAGUCCACCUCGCCUAAUACACCUGAGGCAGCCCCUCGGACACGCAGACGGGGUGGAAUGUCUGUGGAUUCUAUCACAGACCUGGAUGACAAUCAGUCUCGACUGCUGGAAGCCCUGCAGCUUUCCCUGCCAACAGAGGCUCAGAACAAGAAGGAGAAGCAGCGGGACAAGAAGCUUAGCCUCAACCCCAUUUACAGACAGGUUCCCAGGCUAGUGGACAGCUGCUGUCAGUAUCUGGAAAAAUACGGUCUUCAGACGGUAGGAAUAUUCAGAGUAGGAAGUUCAAAGAAGAGAGUGAGACAGCUCCGAGCGGAGUUUGACAGCGGUGUGGAUGUGCUGCUUGAUGAGGAGCAGAGUGUUCAUGACAUCGCCGCCCUGCUGAAGGAAUUCCUGAGAGACAUUCCUGACCCUCUCCUCACCAGAGAGCUCUACACUGCCUUCAUCAACACUGUCUUGAUGGAAUUAGAUGAGCAGCAAAAUGCCUUGCAGCUACUCAUCUACCUUCUACCUCCCUGUAACUGUGACACUCUGCACAGACUCCUGAAGUUCCUGUCCACAGUAGCCAGUCACGCUGAAGACUCCUACGACAAGGAUGGCCAAGAGAUCACUGGGAACAAAAUGACAUCGCUGAAUUUGGCCACAAUAUUUGGCCCUAACCUCCUGCACAAGCAGAAAAGCACAGACAAAGAGUUCUCAGUGCAGAGCUCGGCUCGGGCCGAGGAGAGCACGGCCAUCAUUGGAGUCGUUCAGAGGAUGAUACAGACCUACGAGGCGCUUUUCAUGGUCCCCCCCGAUCUUCAAAAUGAGGUGCUAAUGAGCUUAUUGGAGACCGACCCAGAUGUAGUUGACUAUCUGCUGCGUAGAAAAGCUUCACAAUCAUCAAUCCCUGAUCUGAUGAGGUCAGACGGGCCUUUCACCCUGGGAGAGAGACACUCUUCCACAGACUCGAAAGCAUCGAGUGGAGAAGUGUCUCCCUAUGACAAUAACUCGCCAGUACUAUCAGAAAGACUACUGUUUCAGAAGCAGGAGGACAUCAGCCCCAGCUCGGAUAAACUCUUCAAGGUCCCUGAGCAGUACACGCUGGUUGGACAUUUAAAAUCCAAGUCGAAGGACCUGUCUCCGGGGUUGUGGGCUGGGAAAGAUAUUUCAGAUGACCAGACCGAUAUUUGGGGCGCCUGGCAUUCAACAUUGAAACCAGGUUUGAGAGAUCAAGGCAUGACAGGCUCCCCUGGGAACAUGUAUGAAUGCAGUUCGUCACAAGACGUUUCCUACCAUUCUCAAGGUAGUCUGACUUCUGAGUGGCUAGAAGGCCACGACUCCACUUCACUCCUCUUGGACAAUGGGAAGCAGCCAGUCAGGCGAACCCAAACCACAGCAGGAGUCCAGGAAUGCAGAUCUCACCCUCCAGUUACCAGGGCCUGCAGCAGCCCCCAGGUGGAGGAGAGCAGAAAGCACUUUCAACUGAGUUCAGACCAUUUGUACUCGAGACCCGAGGGACAUUCAGCUUCAAGCAGCGCCGAGGACAUUCCCCAGAGGAACCUCAACCCAGCCUGUUUGGUGCAGAGCAAACCCAAGCCAGGUUAUACCAAGCACUGGGACAGCAACAGGAAUGAAAACAGACCUCCACCACCUUACCCAGGCCCCUCGAGGCAAAGCUCAGAAGGUACGCAACAGCAGCAACAGCCCGUUUCCCCAGCACUGCAGGCUGUGAAAAGACUUCCCAAGUAUGAGAAAAGCCCUACAUUCAUCGAGGCCUCAGGCCUGAAGGUUGCAUCCACAGAGCAGCAUAGGCUUAAUGCGGAACAGGUGCCACCCGUUUCCAAGAACGAGGUAAACAAAGCCUACUGUAGUCAGACAGACAGCCAGAACAACAGGAACAUUGGGGAACAGGACUGGCAGGAGUGGCAGAGAGAGCGGUGGCAGAUCUGGGAGCUCUUGUCUGCUGACAAUGCAGAUUCACUGCCAGAAACUCUUGUAUGAACUCUGCUCAAGCUGUACAGUAUUAUUCUGUCACUUUAAUUAAGACACAUUAGGAAAAAUUCAAUCUAUGAAAACGUAUAUAUAAUAUAUCAUGUUAACCAUUUUCCACUUUACGAAUUUAAAACAUUGCCACUGUCUUUUUAAAACUUUUUGUUUUUUGUUGACGAAAAAUUAUUUCCUUUUCCAGUGUAUGGCAAAUUGUCGUCUCUCAAAUAAGCAAGAUACGUAUUAAAAAAACAAAAUAAAUUAAACACAUUUCUGAUUUCUUCCCAGGUUUUCAAGAAAUAUGCACAGGUAUACUGCGGCAUUUUAACAUGAUACUUUUCUUACGUCAGAUUCAGUUAUUGAUUUCUGUAACUACUAAAAUCUUUAAGUACAGGUGAUUCCCAACAUCCAGGUCAUUAGAAAUGGGCUGGAACUUCACCCUUUUCUUUUAAUCAAAGUAUGUAUUUUAUUUGCAUUAAAUCUCCCUAUUGUAUUGCAUUGUGAACUGUACUAUAUAUAAUAUCUGCUUAAUUGGAUGUUGACUGCUUGAAGGUACAUGUGUAAAGUGCAUAGAGCUAACAAAAUAAUUCCAGUAAAACUUACAUUAUAUUACUCUCAUUGUCACUUCAUAUGUCUCCCAUUUCCUGGAUAAAAGAUGGACACGUUAUGGUACAGGGGUAGCCAGGGCCAGCAUUGCAGCAAUCUAAAAAUUUUGCAAGGUUGCAGUCCUGUUUUUUCUGACCAGCUUUGAAUCAGCUGCACUUUAUUAGUGAAAACAAACAAAAAAAAUACAAUAAACUAAACAGCAUUUAAGGAAAGAAGCUUUCAAAAACCCUAAAAAAGUUGCAUUAAAUGUUAUUUAAUUUUUGCUUUUGCUGAAUCAUGUUGCAAAUUGAAUGUAGAUCUUUGGAUAAUAGCCUACUCUUCCUUUUAAUGUUACCUUACUUUUAUUUUCCCAAUGUACAGUAUACACAUUGCAGGAUAUGCCAACUGUCCACAGUCAUGUAUCAAAAACUUGCAUUUCCGGAAGGAGAAUCCACCCACUAAUCAACACAUCAUAUCCAAGCGCCAUAAAAACUCUGCAUGGCUUGCAUUCAUGUCGUUUUUUUUUGUUUGGCCUCUCAGUCACACGCGGCGAGGCCAAACAGGGAGACGGACGUUUUUAGAGCCUGGAGGAAGGGCUACCCUCAGCCAUGGAUUCCAUAAGGUUUCCUCCUACCAGCGAGUAGGGUUUUUUUCAUACCUGAGUGCCGAGCAGUUCGUAUUUAGUUUCUGCAGGGUGUGUGGCAGGCCGGAGAGGCCGGGUUCUCCCUCACAGCAUUUCAUGCACGGGGGGUGGGCCCGUGUUUCAGCUGCUUACUUUUCAUUCAUCCUUUUUCCUAUUUUUUGGGGGUAGGUAGCAUUGCGCCACUGCAGUUGUUGCAUUAACCGUUCAUCAUCUUCUUUUCCCAGUAAUGGUUUGGCGGCUUUGUCUUUCGGGGGAGGUGGCCCUACGAGCCACUUCCUAUCCGCAGCACUAGACUACAUGAUGUCAUCAUGUUUUCGCUAGCCGGCCAACAUUGCGGAUAGCUGUCAGCACCCACGGACAAGGUCUCCAGCCAAAUUCAUUAUCUUCAUUAAAUGCGUCUGUCCAGUUGCAAUUUAAAUCAUCUAUAUUGCGGAUUCUCUGUUUUGAAAUACUAAAUAAUGAUGAAUGGGAAGCAAAUGGAUUCAUAUAUAUUUUUAUGUAAGGUAUUGUUUUGAUUUUAUUGGCAUUAGCGUGUAAUAUUGAUUAAUGUUGAAUGUGGGAGUGGUCUCUUAUGAUCACAUGUUAGAUGAAAUUGUGUUUAUAUUAAAAAGGCAGCGUUUUAUAUUCAAACCAGUAAAUGAACAGUGGUAUAUUAACAUAUUAUCAGCGACCAUAUAUUACCAUAGACUUAUUAAAAUUAAACUAUUAAACUUUUAUGUUUUUGUUGCAUCGUUAACAGAUGUUGAAAUAACAACAAAGGUUUCGAAACCCUUCCCUGUGGUUUUGUUUUUGUUUUUUAACACUGACAUUUAUUAAUUGCUUCUGCCCACUCACAUCAGAAAGUGAUUACGUGCGAGCUGUGAUACAACCCUUCUUUUUAACAACGCCUUUACACUUUUAGGUUUUAGGUAAUUUAUUUCAACCCCUGCAGUUACAUGCACACUGGUGACUCGUGCGAGGGUUGUUCUCGGUACGAUUACAUGUCAGAUGAUUGUGUCAAAUGGUGUUUCGGCUUCGAGUCAAAUUUGAAACAAAUCUGACAUUCUUUCUUUUUUGUUUUAGUGUUGUUAAAAAUGUAGCCAAAUACAAACAUAAAGUCAGUGAUUAUUUUAUAAAUUGACCUAUGAGCUGUUUACCAGUUAUUUUAUACAUUUUACAAUAAUAUAUAAUACAGAAAGUUAUAAAUGUAUGUUUGUCCCAUUUAUAUAUAUAUAUAUAUAUAUAAUUAAAUAAAGCUAUUCUAACUAUAAACUGCUCAUAUCCAAUACGAUAUAUGUGUAAAAUAUUAAUAUACUGUAUGUUGCGGGUGCCUUCAAACUUUCUAGUUCUCUAAAUAAUGAUGAAUGGGAAGCAAAUUGGUUGAGAAGAAAAAACAGACAGAAAAGACACACAUGUGAAUGUAUGCCACUGUAGCUAAAGCGCUUGAAUUUGAUGAGUCCGUUCACACUUGUUCUACAAAAUUUUAAAAUAAAGUUAGGUUAUCAAUGGUUUUAGCUGUCUUCCUUAGUUUCAUGAAAAGCACAUUUACAGUAACUGUCCAUAUCUGGCAUAUCAAAUACCGUACUAAUACUCUCUAAUUUGGUUUCAGAUUAUAUAGAGUAGAAGAAAAACACAGUUACAGAUCAUAAUCCCAUUUAUAGACACCCAAAACAGGUUUAUAGAUGCAUGGAGAGUAGAUAGCUAGAUACAUUUAUAGAGUACUUUAACUGAUAUAAUAAAAAAUAAAAAAACCUGAGAUGUCUUAAAUGUAAUUACAUUUAUUUGUACAAGUUUAAAGGUACCUUGACAUAUUUUCAAAUAUCUGGAACAAUUUAUAUUUUAUUUUAAAGUGGUUUCAGGUUAUUUAGAGAUAUACAGAUAUUUUUAGAUGCUAUUGGACAAUUGUUUUUGUCAUACAUAUAAAAAUGGGAAAAUGUAAUGUACAGGAAUUUAAGAAUUCCUGUACACAUAAGCUACGGAAAAUGUAUAAAUAGCCACGCAAGGAGUAAUGUUGACUGUAUUUAUAUGUAUGCAUUUUUUAUUGUAUACGGUAUUCUGUAAUAGGUUUUGUUUGAUGCUGCAUUAAGUUUUCACCGUCAGAAAAAAAAAGAACAAUUUUGACUGCUUCAAUAAUAUUGCACUUAUAUGUGUUGCCUUGGUAACAAACCAGAGUCUGUGCACAAGCUGGUUUAUGUGCUUUUAAUUUUUUUUUUUUUUUUAAUGAAAUAAAGCCACUUUUUAAAAAAAAAUUUUUUAGAAAGUUUGAUCAAUUGGGAUGUUUAAGCAGAAAAGCUCUUUAAAUCUACCAACAUGUUUAACAAUUAAUGAACGGCUUCAUAAAUUCAGACAACGAAGCGUGCCAAUCAGUAGCAAUUAUUACAUGUAUUCCUUUUUUUGUACUUUUACUGAAGGAUUUUGUGGAUAAUUCAUUUAAAUACAUUUUGUACCCUGCAAUCAAGCUUAAGUAUUUAAAUGGUCCGACGCCUAUGAAAAGAUCUAAUGUAGAUGUACAGAAGUGACAAACAUUUACUCAGCAAUAGUUCCAUACUAUGCUGCUGAGUUAAAUGGGAGCUUACUGGUAAGGCUCUGAUCCAUCUACCUACAAAUUUAAAAAUGUAUUUACUCAUUGGUUUCUUUUUGCAAAAAUAACAAACUGGAAUGUACAUGACAUGCAAAACAUUAGUUCUUAAUAUGUGUUUUCUUCAAUCAAGAGAAAUCAAUGCUUUAUUCAGCAUAAUAAAUCCCCCAUUCAUGUACAACCAUAUUUUAAAUAUGUAGUAUAUCUGCUACUGUGUCAUAUUUGUGGUCCGUUAAAAAAAUAAGUGCCAAAGCCUUGUAUCUAGGUAAAUGUCUGGUACAUAUAAUAUUCUAAUUAAGUUGCUUAUGUUACAUUGGGAUGUUCAGGCUUCAGUACUUUGUCAUAUAUUUCAGUAUUAGGGGGACAUAUACCGGUAUAUAUAUAUUCUGAAAAGAGUACCUGUCAUCUGUAUUGUCCAAAAUCCUCUGACGUUUGUUAUUUUUAUGUCAUGUUAUGUCUUACUUAUGCCAUGAUGGAAUAAAAAUAAAAAUAAAAAUGUUA